UUUUGUGCUUUUUGAGCAUGAAUAUUAUUUGUCUUGUGAAUUCCUUUGUUGUGAUCCUCUUGCUUUAUCCUUUUGCCAUCACUACUGCUCUUAAGGCAUGCACCAACAAGGCUACUCAAUCUCAUACCUUACGUUAUGAGUUAUUAACAUCAAAAAACCAGACAUGGAAGGAAGAAGUGAUAUCACAUUAUCAUCUAACUCCAACAGAUGACUCAGUUUGGGAAAGUUUGUUGCCCAGAAAGUUACUGAAAGAAGAACAAGAACACCAUGAUUGGACAAUCAUGUACAGAAAAAUCAAGAAUAGGGGUUUUGUCUCGCCACCUCAAGGUCUUCUCAGAGAGGUUUCAUUACAUGAUGUGAGAUUGCAUCCCCACUCGAUCCAUGCCCGUGCACAGCUUACAAAUUUGGAGUAUCUGUUGAUGUUAGAUGUUGAUAGCUUGCUCUGGAACUUUAGAAAGACAGCUGGUUUACCCACUCCUGGCAAGCCUUAUGGAGGCUGGGAAGAGCCCAAAAAUGAGCUUCGUGGCCAUUUUGUUGGACAUUACUUGAGUGCAUCGGCUUUGAUGUGGGCCAGCACACAUAAUGAUAGUCUAAAGGAGAAAAUGUCAGCGCUUGUUGCCAAUCUUUCUGCCUGCCAAAAGAAACUUGGCACAGGAUAUCUAUCGGCUUUUCCAUCUCAUUCAUUUGAUCGCUUGGAAGAACUUAAGGCUGUGUGGGCCCCAUAUUAUACCAUUCACAAGAUAAUGGCAGGCCUUUUAGAUCAACAUAUCAUUGCUGGAGAUGCUCAUGCUCUUAAAAUGCUAAAAUGGAUGGUUGAGUACUUUUAUAAUCGCGUACAAAAUGUGAUUACAAAGUACACUAUAAAUAGACACUAUCAAUCAAUGGAAGAGGAAACUGGAGGAAUGAAUGAUGUCCUUUACAAAUUAUAUAGCAUAACGGGAGAUUCGAAGCAUCUACUCUUGGCCCAUCUUUUUGACAAGCCAUGCUUUUUAGGGUUGCUUGCUAUUCAGGCUAAUGAUAUAGCAGAUCUUCAUGCUAAUACACAUAUUCCAAUUGUUGUUGGAUCUCAAAUGCGAUAUGAGGUCAUUGGUGAUCCACUUUAUAAGGACAUGAGCACAUUCUUUAUGGGUCUUAUUAACUCUUCUCACAGCUAUGCAACCGGAGGAACAUCAGUUACAGAGUGGUGGCAUGAUCCAAAAAGAAUGGCAGAUAACUUGAACACACCAGAGACUGAAGAAUCAUGCACAACUUAUAACAUGUUGAAGGUUUCAAGGCACCUAUUUAGAUGGACCAAAGAAGUAGCAUAUGCAGAUUAUUAUGAGCGUGCCUUAACAAAUGGUGUACUAAGUAUUCAAAGAGGCAAAGAACCUGGAGUGAUGAUUUAUAUGCUGCCACUAGGCCCAGGUGCUUCCAAGGCUAAAUCUGAACAUGGUUGGGGAACAAAGUUUAACUCUUUUUGGUGUUGCUAUGGAACAGGUAUUGAAUCAUUCUCAAAGCUGGGGGACUCUAUUUAUUUUGAACAAGAUGGGAAGAAUCCAACUCUUUAUAUUAUCCAAUACAUAUCAAGCUCUUUUAAUUGGAAAUCAGGGGAUCUCAUGCUUAAUCAGACAGUGGUUCCUACCACUUCGAGAGAUCCUUAUCUUCGAGUCACAUUUACACUUUCUCCUACAAAGGGAUCAAGUUCUUCUUCAACACUGAACUUCCGGAUACCAACAUGGGCACGUUUGGAUGGUGCUAAAGCAAUGCUAAAUUCUGAGACCCUAUCUAUGUCAUCACCUGGAAACUUUCUUUCGGUCACGAGAAAGUGGAGUGCCAAUGACAAGCUAACUCUGCAAUUUCCCAUUACUCUUAGAACUGAACCUAUAAAAGAUGACAGGUCAAAAUAUGCUUCUGUCCAAGCAAUUCUUUAUGGUCCAUAUCUUCUUGCUGGCCACACCACUAGUGAUUGGAACAUUACAAUUAGGUCAAAUGCAUCUAUUGAUGAUUGGAUUACUCCAAUCCCUACUAAUUACAACAGUCAACUGGCAACUUUUUCUCAAGAUCUUUCUGGCUCAACUUUUGUUCUCACAAACUCAAAUCAAUCUCUUAAGAUGACAAAACUACCUAAACCUGGAACGGCAUUGACUACUCAUGCAACCUUUAGAAUUAUCCCAAGUGGGUCGUCCUCAAAAGGCUCUUCAACAGUUGGAGAUAUUAUUGGUAAAGCAGUGAUGUUGGAACCAUUUGAUCUUCCUGGAAUGUACUUGAAGCACCAAGCAACAGAAAAUAGUCAAGUUAUUGUGGGUCAUUCUUCCAAUAAUGGUGGGGCCUCAAGUGUUUUCAAUGUAGUAAAAGGACUGGAUGGACAAAGAGGAACUAUAUCCCUGGAAUCAAAAACCAGGAAGGGUUGCUUUGUGUCUAGUACUGGAUCUGGUGCAAGUGUGAAGCUUAAAUGCAAGUCUAAGUCUAAACCUCAUACUAAUAGUUUCAAAAGAGCUGCUAGCUUUAUAGCAAGAAAGGGACUAAGCCAGUAUAAUCCUAUCAGUUUUGUAGCCAAAGGGGCAAAGAGGAAUUAUGUUUUGGAGCCAUUGUACUGGUUUAGAGAUGAAACUUAUACAGUUUACUUCAACAUUCAUACCUCCUCCAAUUGAUUGCAGGAGGAAAUGGCACUGUCAUCUCUAGAUAACAAUCCCAUGGGGUAGUUUCUAUCUUCAAAUGAUGUAAUAAAGAAGGAGAUGAAGAAGAAGAGUGUGUAGUGGAUAAUGUAAGUGUUAAGUCCUUCCU
Molecule: messenger RNA, 2763 nt
Organism: Neltuma alba
Lineage: Eukaryota; Viridiplantae; Streptophyta; Magnoliopsida; Fabales; Fabaceae
Exons: 12
Coding region: 18-2630 (870 amino acids)
Biological process (GO): L-arabinose metabolic process
Molecular function (GO): alpha-L-arabinofuranosidase activity
Source: RefSeq, a predicted model, not a curated record